AUGGCGACAGACCAGGGACUGCCGAGUCCCGGCAUUCGACUAUCAGACCCUGCCGCUCUUCUAACGCAUAUCGAGGUCCCCAACCAGGUGCGGGAUGUCAUAAUGGACGGUCCGGAUCGCAACAGCGACGCGUACUACACGUAUUUGGACGCUGUGGAUCGGCUGAACGGUGCAGUGCGGUUCAUUGAGGAGGAGCUGCGCAAUGGGCGGUACCUGAUCGCGAGGGCCAUGGAGAAUGUGAAGGCGGACUUCCACGGGCUGCUUGCGGAUAGCAGCCUCUUCCCGGACCUGGACGAGCUUCGGGAGGCGAUGCUGUCCGAGGAGUCGCCGGACCAGAUCACGCCCCCUGAGAUGAUUGCCGAGGCUGCGCUGCCGAAGCUGCACGCCAUGGCUCGGCGGCUGGUGGAGAACAAUUGUGCGACCGACUGCACUCGUGCUUACAAGGAGAAGCGGGAGGCCGCACUAAGGAGGAACUUCCAGAGGCUGGGCGUGCAGACAAUGACCAAGGCGGAGAUCCACAGCACCCCGUGGCCGCAGCUGGAGGAGCGGAUGAGGCGGUGGAGUGAACACAUGCACAUUGGGAUGAUUCUGGUGGCGGGGGAGAGGGAGGCGUGUGACGAGGUGUUUGACGGGCUGGACCCGUGCGGAGAGCAGUGCUUUGUGGACCUCAGCCGCUCCUCCAUGCUGCUGCUCGCCGGCUUUGGCGAGGCCGUGAGCGAGAUCAAGAAGACGCCCGAGCGCCUCUUCUCCUUCCUCGACAUGUAUGAGACGACGCUCGACCUCAAGUGCACGGUGGACGAGCUAUUCAAGGGACCUGAAGGGGAGAUGAUGCGGAGGGAGUAUCAGCACCUGCUCAAGACCCUCGGGCAAGCAGCGAGGGCGACGUUUGAGAAGUUUGAAGAGGCGGUGAAGGCACCGCCAACGCCAGAGGAGGGCGGGCCGGGAGGAGGAGGGGGGUACCCGGCUCUUGCCAGCCCUACUGCCAGCGAGAGCGGGAGGGGAGGCGGGUUCGGGCGGAGUGAGCUGCGAGGCGGGGGGCUUCUGGGACGGCUGAAGAAGAUGAUGCAAAAGGGCGAUGACUCAGCGAGUGAGGUGGCGUCAAUGACAUCCACGUCAGCAGCAGCCGCCCACUCCACAGGAGACAUUCAUCCAAUCACGAGCUACGUGGUCAACUACCUGCUGCUGCUCUGCAACAGCGAGCUGCCCUAUUUUCAAAUACUCGAAUGCGUCUUUGAAGACAUGGUCAGCAACGCCAGCGACUCAGCAGCCAGUAUCGUGACGCCACGUGUGCAGGGCCGCCUGGCCUUCGCCGCCGCCCGCAUCGUGGACGCACUAAAGACGAACCUUGGGCAGCGGGCGGCAGUGCUACGAGACGAAACGUUGGCUGAGCUCUUUAUGAUGAACAACCUUGCUUACGUGCUCACUAAGAUUGAUGCGUGA
Molecule: messenger RNA, 1440 nt
Organism: Closterium sp. Naga37s-1
Lineage: Eukaryota; Viridiplantae; Streptophyta; Zygnematophyceae; Desmidiales; Closteriaceae
Source: the annotation of a GenBank genome assembly